Molecule: messenger RNA, 738 nt
Organism: Anastrepha ludens (Mexican fruit fly)
Lineage: Eukaryota; Metazoa; Arthropoda; Insecta; Diptera; Tephritidae
Exons: 3
Coding region: 199-564 (121 amino acids)
Source: RefSeq, a predicted model, not a curated record
UAGAACUUGCAAGCGCAGCAGCCAGUCACUAGCGACGAAACGCGUAAUUGAAAAACAUGUUCCAGCGCGGAUGAGUAGAAUUAGUGAAGACGUUCUAGUGCCAAGAGUAAAAGUGAGCUUAGUCAAAGUAAAAACCAAUACAAAAAAGAAUCUAUUUAAAAAAAGUGUAUAAGAAUUAUAAUUUUUGCUAAGAGAAAAAUGUCAUCAGUCGCUAAGCACCUCGAACUACUACUCAUUUCCUUAAUUUUAUGCGCCAUUAUUCAGUGUGUAACUGUCAACGCUGAUACAAAAGUGCUCAACGUACUCAGCUUAAAUCAACCAGGAUACAAUAGCCGCGAUGAGGUCAUCUCACUCGAAAAUGCAGGCACCGUUAAUGAGGAAUUGGUCUUCAAAGGUAACCGCACCACUGAAUUUGGUCCUGCCAACAAAUUUGGGCUAAUCUUUAUGGAGACAACCGAGUACAUCGCUGAUAACAAUGGUUACCGUGUGCAUUACCGCAUCGUCGCACUUCCGCUGGCACAGACAAGAUUGAGCGCGGGUGUAUUACAGUCAGCGGCCGGUUAGAAUAUUAAGUAAUAGCACAUUUCGAUGUUUUAAAGAGAGAAGUAUCCGGUUUUAGAUAAAUUAAUUCUUUUUAAAAUAAAAUAUUUUUUUUUAGUUCUUUAUUAAAGUAAUUUGACAACAAAGAAAAAACCAAAAACAACUUCAACAAGCGCAAAUAAAAUGUGAGGUACAGUG